GUUUGUGGCAGUACGAUCUGGUCGAGCUGGUGAGGUUGGCGGUAUUUAAUGGUGGUGGGUGUUGUGGGUGAAUGGUUGGGGAUUCAGCUCUGGGUUGCUCUUGGUUCUCUGAGCAUUUCUUAGGGAGGGAGAGGGUGAUGAUGACUUGUAUGGGACUUAAGCAGCUGUUGUAAAGUUUCAGGGGAAGCCUGGCUGUCGUGGGUCUGCGUGAAUUCGUUCAGAAGCUAGAUUAAGGACUGUUUGGUUUUUUUUUAGAUCGAAUUAUGUCAGGACGUGGAAAAGGUGGUAAGGCGAAGUCUUCUGGGAAGGCUAAAAGCCGUUCGUCGCGUGCUGGUUUGCAAUUCCCGGUAGGACGAAUUCACCGCCUGUUACGUAAGGGGAAUUACGCGGAACGUGUUGGCGCUGGUGCUCCGGUUUAUCUGGCUGCUGUGUUGGAGUAUUUGGCGGCGGAAGUGUUGGAAUUGGCGGGGAAUGCGGCGCGUGAUAAUAAGAAGACGCGAAUCAAUCCAAGACAUUUGCAACUGGCUGUGCGUAAUGAUGAGGAAUUGAACAAGUUGCUCGCUGGUGUAACGAUUGCGCAAGGUGGUGUAUUGCCGAACAUCCAAGCGGUUCUGCUACCGAAGAAAACCGCUGAGAAAGUUUAAGAGUUCAAAGAAAUGCUGUUCUCCCGUAAUAAUGGGCUAUUAUUGAUCAUAUUUCUGCCCUUUUUCCUGGUGGUGUAGAGAGGAGUUGGUGCAAUUAGUUUGUCCCUGAAUAAUGCGUAAAGGUUUUACUCUAUUUAUGAGGUAAAGCUGUAGUCAUAAUGGUUAUCAAUUACACAAGCAGUCAUUUGUGCUUUUAUCUUCUACCUCUUAUCACUCUCAAACCCUAUGCAAUUUAUUGUUCGAUAUCAUUGUCAAUGUCUGUAUAUACUCGUAUAAUAUAUUAUGGGAAACUUCCGCACAGAUUUGAUCUCGUGUAUCAUUCAGCGUUUACAUUAAUAAAUACAUUUUAUAUACAUUGACGG
Messenger RNA from Loa loa (African eye worm), 1006 nucleotides. Its product is annotated as histone H2A. Gene Ontology annotation, molecular function: DNA binding; protein heterodimerization activity; structural constituent of chromatin. Bases 264 to 644 code for a protein of 126 amino acids. NCBI's taxonomy places the organism in Eukaryota, Metazoa, Nematoda, Chromadorea, Rhabditida, Onchocercidae. Gene Ontology annotation, cellular component: nucleosome. The transcript has a single exon. The record is from RefSeq and is a predicted model, not a curated record.